AUGGAGCCGGAGGAUGUCGUGCCGUUGCCUACUGAAGACGACUUUAUCGACGAUGAGGAUGCCUUACCGGUAGCUGGUUGUGUGCCGGUAGCUCACGAGAAGCGCACCCAGCGGCUGAACCCGGAGUGGUUUAGGCGUGCUAUGGAGAAAUGGCCGGGGGUGGUCAUCAACCUAUUUGUCAAUCGCUAUAAUGCACAGUUGCCGGAUUAUGCAUCCGAUGAGCCGAGAGUUGGUACCUGGGGGGGGAACCCUUUUUACGGUCCCUUUGGAUGUCAUUUUUGGAUAUGCUUGUCCGCCAUGGCAUUUAGUUCUGCGGUUCUUGUCGUAUCUUAA
Molecule: messenger RNA, 333 nt
Organism: Sphaeroforma arctica JP610
Lineage: Eukaryota; Ichthyosporea; Ichthyophonida
Exons: 1
Coding region: 1-333 (110 amino acids)
Source: RefSeq, a predicted model, not a curated record